AUCUUUAUGCAAAGCACGCAACAUAAAAGUCCCUAAAGUGGACUUGACAUCGUGAUUGGUGGAGGAUACUUAUUAAACGUCCUGUUUAAAAGUAUAAAGCGUUCAUAUUAUGCUAUUUACUAAAAUAAUCCAGUUAUAGCUAUCACAGUAGCAACAAUGUUUGGAUAUUCUUCAGUGUCAGCAGUUGUUUUUGUCACCGCAUUGUUCUGCUCACAAGCGAUUGAAGACCAACCAACGUUUUCAAAAUUUAAGUAUGACAAACAAAUGUUAGAGACAAUGGUUAGAAUGGAAGCAAAAAUUAGUCAGUGGGAUAAAGAAAGAAAAACUUUUGAGGAGAAUGUGCUUGCUAUAUUGGAACAUCGUAGAGAGGAAAUGCAAGAGAAAUUUUUGAAACAAGAUGAAAAACUGGAAAACAUGUCUGAAGACUACAAAGACAUCCGUGCUGACCUUAAAAACAUGACAUUGCAAAUGGAAAACAUACCUGGUUCUUCCAUGAGCACAACAAAGAUUGCAUUCCACGCAUACACAAAGUCCGGUGGAAGCUAUACUAAAAACCAACUCCUCAUUUUCCCAUACGUUUUGAUAAAUAUGGGUGAAGGAUAUGACAAAUCAACUGGAUUUUUUACAGCGCCUGUAACCGGUCUCUACCUGUUUAGUGCUCAUAUCUGUAAUGCAUCUUCACAUUAUAUGAUAAUUUCUAUUAUUCACGAAGAAGUUGUAAUCGCCAAAACUGAUGCGUUCGAAGGCGAUCAAACCACUUGCAGCUCAGUUAGUGCUCCGGUUUUGGUUAAGAUGGGUGGGAAAGUGUCUAUCAUGUCUUCCUAUGGUUCUUGCAAGCUGUACGCAGAUUAUGACUUCAGAUGGCCAUCAUUUGCUGGAGUACUACUUCAUGUGUAGGACAAUUUUUUAAUUGCUAAUUUUGCUAUGACUAUUUGACAUGUCUUUGAGCAGUGUAUACACGAAUGACACAUUGUUUAUGUUUGACAUUUUAAUCUUCACAAAAAUAUUGUAGUAAACGCUUUACAUAUCGAUAUAUAUUUCGCUUCAUUGUGUUAUAAUCCUAUUGCACUGAAAUUUAAGAUAACAUUAAAAUAAAUUGUAAAUUUG
This is a messenger RNA of Ruditapes philippinarum (Manila clam), 1107 nucleotides long. Its product is annotated as complement C1q tumor necrosis factor-related protein 6-like. NCBI's taxonomy places the organism in Eukaryota, Metazoa, Mollusca, Bivalvia, Venerida, Veneridae. Gene Ontology annotation, molecular function: protein binding. Bases 157 to 897 code for a protein of 246 amino acids. The transcript has 2 exons. The record is from RefSeq and is a predicted model, not a curated record.